Spodoptera exigua (beet armyworm) is the source of this 663-nucleotide messenger RNA. Lineage: Eukaryota; Metazoa; Arthropoda; Insecta; Lepidoptera; Noctuidae. The record is from the annotation of a GenBank genome assembly.
AUGUACGACGGUGCCAAGGUCCAGUGUGAUUUGCAUGACAGUGACUGCGUCACUAAAGUUUCUAAAGUAAUAUUUCCUGAAUUCGUUAAUGGUAUUCCUGGUGUAGAACCUUCUGAUCCUUUGCGCCAAGAGUUGAUUGUAGCCGAUCUUCCUACAAUAAAAUACACUAUUAAGAACGGUGCUUUGUCUGGAUUUAAGAAAUGUGGAGUUGAAUUAAUAAGAUUCUCGAAGGAUUUAACAUACGAAUAUAAUAUAAAAUGCCCACUAGUUACUAUCGAAGGCGAAUAUGAAAUAAAGGGUAAUAUAGGCAAGAAUUAUAUUGAAGGCAAGGGUACUUUUAAAGCUGAUCAUUACGACUAUCAUUUCCUCUUGCAUGGCAACUACGAGAUAAUGAAACGCGAUGGAAAAACAUACGUACGUUUUACAAGCCAUACGCUCAAUCUGGAUGUGAAAGGAAAAGUGGUAUAUAACCUCAGAAAUCUGUUCAAUGGUGACAAGCAAAAAUCGGACGCUGCUCACGAAAUGAUGAACGAAAACUGGAAAGAAGUGGACCAAACAUUGCGUCAACCAGCCAUGGAAGCAUUUAUAAAAGUAUUUAAGAAAAAUCUCAAUGAGUAUACAAAAAUAAAAGCUGUUGAAGAUGUGCUUAAUUAUGAUGAAUAA